Messenger RNA from Hypomesus transpacificus, 3737 nucleotides. RefSeq names its product potassium channel tetramerization domain containing 7 (gene kctd7). The transcript is spliced from 4 exons. Bases 338 to 1363 code for a protein of 341 amino acids. Gene Ontology annotation, biological process: protein homooligomerization. NCBI's taxonomy places the organism in Eukaryota, Metazoa, Chordata, Actinopteri, Osmeriformes, Osmeridae. Gene Ontology annotation, molecular function: protein binding. The record is from RefSeq and is a predicted model, not a curated record.
UGUGGCAGUUCAGUGGAUGUAGCCUAUACCGUGGGCGUACAGCAUUUUGUGGUUGUGGCCGUAGCCUACCUAAUGUGGGCUUCUCCUCGGACUCUUACAUUUGGACCUGCGGUAUUGCAAUAUGUCAGAGUACGUCAGCGCAAGUCCAAGCAAAGUAAAAUAGGUUAACUUACGGCAAACCUACUGCAAAGAUACAAGCUGUUUUGACAGGUCACACCUCCAGGUAGAUGACAUUGUUAUUCUCUCCUUCACUAGCAAACGUAGAUUUUGUUUUAUCCUCUGCAUUUGGAUCGAGUUCACCUGACCCUCUGGCCAGUCGCGGACCUGGUGUGUGUGCAUGCAGCAGUAUGGAUCAGACGAGGCUUCUAACGGAGAACGUCCACCGGUCUCUUUCAAUAUAUCGAGCCCGUUACCCGUGGCUACUUCACGGGUAAGGAGGUUCGCUCAGGAGAGACGAGCGCUCCCUCAGCCGAGAGUGAUGGUGGUAUUCUCGGCCGCAAGUGAGACUGAUAAACCAGGCGAUGCGAUGUCGAGUUUGGACUCUGCAGAGGAUGAUUUCCGAAAGCCAGCUACCCCCGCACCAAACCUCAACCUUGGCAAGUCUCUCCGUUCCACCCUUAACGCAUCUGAAGAGGAGUUUCCUGAGGUAAUCCCUCUUAAUGUGGGAGGCACCAACUUCACCACCAGGUUGUCGACUCUGCGGCGAUAUGAUGACACCAUGCUGGCAGCAAUGUUCAGCGGGCGUCAUCACAUUCCACGCGAUGCUGAAGGGCGCUUCUUUAUCGACCGCGAUGGGGCGUACUUCGGAGACAUCUUAAACUUCCUGCGAGAAGGUGAACUACCUCAGAGAGACCGUGUGAGGGCGGUGCACAGAGAGGCUCAGUACUACGCUAUUGGUCCUCUGCUGGACAGCUUGGAGGACGCUCAGCCACUCACAGGAGAGAGAGUUCGCCAGUCCUUCCUUGAUCUGAUGCCCUACUACAAGGACAAUCUGGAGCGCAUCGUGGAGAUCGCCAAGCUGCGGGCCAUGCAGAGGAAGGCGCGCUUCGCCAAGCUGAAGAUCUGCGUCUACAAGGAGGAGAUGCCCAUCACGCCGUACGAGCGCCCGCUCUUCAACUCGUUGCGCUUCGAGCGCACCGAGAGCGAGGCCAAGCUGUUUGAGCACCACUGCGAGGUGGACGUGUCCUUCGGGCCCUGGGAGGCGGUGGCGGACGUUUACGACCUCCUCCACUGCAUCGUCAGUGACCUGGCGGAGCGCGGCAUCACCGCCGACCAGCAGUGCAUCGGCGUUUGCGACAAGCACCUCAUCAACCACUACUAUUGCAAAAGGCCCAUCUACGAGUUCAAGAUCACGUGGUGGUGAAGGUGGAUGAGGCUUGUGUCAUCGCCGCGUGAAGGAGAAGUCUCAUUGUGGUUCCGAUGAGUCAGGAGGUGGACAGUGAGUUUGCGAGGCCUUUGUUUCCAUCCUGAUCCUAUUAGCCAAGAGUCAUCAGUGACAUCACCCUCUUCGUCGAGAUUUGAAACCGACUCUUUGAAACCGAUGCUGCUGAGAUUGUUGACAGGUGAGAUUAUGGCUUUGACGCUUGAAUUUUCUGACCCAAUCGCUCGAUUUUGUUUGUUUGUUUUAUUCGUUGCCAACAUUUACCCAAGUCACAGUAAUGGCAGCGUACUUUUUUGCUGAUUUUAUUUCAUUAAACUCUGGGAGUUUUUGUGCACCUUCAGGCAUUAGCUUGUGAACUGUCCAAGGUUUUUCUUUUAUAAAAGGGUAACAUUGAUUUCAUUUUGUGUCUACAUGUUAUUCUAUUCCCUUUGGCUUUCACCGUCCUUUUAUGAAGUUUUUCCUGGUACAGUAUGUGAUCUUGGUUACCUUUGGUAGCUAAGGAGAGCCCUCACAACUGAACUGGAUGCAGAUUAACAAGCUGCUGAGAUAUUUUCCAUGUACUGUAAAUAGCUACAUGUAAAUGUUUAUUUUUGUUACUUAUACUGAUUCUGUCAAUGCUUUUUCACCUAAUUAAUUAGGAUUUAGAUUUUGUCAGGUCAUUAAUAAUGUGUAGCUUGUCUGUCUGUGAUUAGCGUGUGUCAAAAAGUCUGAACUCAACACAAUUAAGUUUAUGGUGGUUCAAUAAUCGGUUGUUGAACUACCAUAGUGAAUGUGUGUCACAGUUGUUUUGACAACUGCUUAUUUUGAAGUGCAGUGGUCAUUUUAUCCUUCUCUGAAAACUGUACACUGACUUCAGAAAAAUUCAUUCAUUUUCAGCCAAAUUCUACACAUCCUGUGCAACAUACUCUUUUUAUCAUUUCCGUUUUGGAAACCCAAAGGAAAUUAGAGAGUUGAAAAUGAAGUAGGUUAAAGAGCAAGGGCUAGGUUAUCUGACCUUGAUUGGUUUCUGUGAGAUACCAAAUUACAAAGUUGUUUAACUGAACAUUGAAAACAAUGCAUGCGCAUCCUGCUUAAGAUGAUCUCAGAAACAGACUUUAUAGAUCACUUCUGGAAACAGUAUUUCUAGGUUACCUAGAUGGAGUGUCUUCUCACAAGCUCACAGUAGGAGAGAUCUAAAAACAUCAACUUCUCUGUAAAAGAAGAACAUCACACAUUCAGUGGUAACAUCUUUGGGUCAUAGAGGAUCAGUACAUUCCUAAAUUGAACAGAUUUUGCUGAUACGUUGCAUGUAUCUAUUUGCCGCAACAUAUAGUACACUAAUUUGACCUUCUUUAGCAGCAUGGUAUGGAUAAGCAGUUUCAUAUGGUCAUUUUAUAUAAUGUUUUUACUGAUAUAUUAGAAUUUCUGCUUAAGUGCCUUUGAUUAAGGGCAUGACAGUUUCUCAAACAAAUAGUUUAAUAAAUCAAGAAUCACCUGACCACAAAAUAGUUUUUCUUUCUGGACAUGGGGACUACGCAGUCACUCUGUCCUUGUUACUCUGUUGUGUUUAGUCAUCUAAUAAAAUGGUUUAAAAUGUUAGUCCCAAUAGAUUGUAUGAUGUCAGGAUAUAUCCUUCGAGGGCUCGUGAUCAAAUGAUGAUGUGCAAUUUCCUGUGUGCAACACAGUGUUUUCCACUUUGAAGGAAGAACCCAUCAAUGUUAUGUUAAAAAUAUUUAUUUACCGUGUAGUUAUACAUUUAAAGACAAUUAGAACAAAACACAUGAAGGUGUACUAUGUUAUUGGUUGUCAGAUUUCCCAGACAUUUCUUGUUGUGUUCUUGUUCUGUGCAAUCAAUGUCAUGUUAUAUGCAGGUUUCAGUUGGGACUUAUUUGAUCCCAUUUCCCCUUCGUUUAUCAGGAUUAGAUUGCUAGUCAGUAGACAAGUGUUCAAGAUCCCCAUUUCUUGCUGUUAGGUGUCAAUUUUAAAAUCAUAUAGAGGGCUCAACUGCCUGAUUUGGGAUGGAAAUAAAGUUGUAUUUAUUUAUUUAAAUGUUUAAGGCAUUAAAAACAUAAUGAUUGUUAUUUGCACAUUUUAAAAUUACAACCUUGGCUGGUGAAUGUCUAUUUGCAGAUUCCGUAGGUGGUCCAGUAAAAACCUGGCUGCUCCUGGCAUGGGAGAGUUGAAAAAAAAAUGCACAGCUUGACUUACUGCAGUAUUAAGUUGGCAAGAAUACUAUCUUGUUUUAACAUACUGUUGCAUUAUUUGUUGUAAUACUAUGCUGUACUGUGCUAAUAGUUAUGUAUAUUUUAUGUUUUUUUAUAAUAAGAUUCAAAUACAGUUUGCCUUAGUCUGUACAUUGGUCCCUGAAGUCAUUUUU